Pezoporus flaviventris is the source of this 2065-nucleotide messenger RNA. RefSeq names its product migration and invasion inhibitory protein (gene MIIP). Gene Ontology annotation, biological process: negative regulation of cell migration; negative regulation of G2/M transition of mitotic cell cycle. The transcript has 9 exons. NCBI's taxonomy places the organism in Eukaryota, Metazoa, Chordata, Aves, Psittaciformes, Psittacidae. The coding region runs from base 473 to 2002 and encodes 509 amino acids. The record is from RefSeq and is a predicted model, not a curated record.
GUGUGACAUUGGAAUUGCCUGAGCCCUAGUCCCGAGUCAUAAUUGAGCCUUUUGAAGUCUUCCUUCCAGAAGUGGAGGACAGUUUGGACUCAAUAUUUCUUUUGGAUGUAGUAAAUAUAUUCAUAUUCCUUAGUCAUAUUUUGAACUUCUGAGCAUCCUGCUGGUAUCCCAGUAUAAAUUUGGAGGCUUGAAAAGCACAUUCAAGCAGAAUAAGGUUGUUCUAAAUAUCAGCCUCUGAAUCAAAUAGCUUUUAUUUGGCUUUGUGAUGCGAGUUUUUUCAUGUUUAGUGUUUGUGAGAGUCUCUUGUCUCUGCUCAGUCAGCUGCAAGGUUUUGGGUGCAAACUGUUUGACACUCCAUCUGAGGGAGGUAUGCAGUGGUGCUAGUCUUUAGCAUAAAGAGCUUUGAGACUGGCUGGUUUCUGAGGAGCAAUAAUCAACACUCCCAGUGGUCCAGCAGCUGUUUGUGGUUUUCAUGAGAAGUCCCCCGCAGGUGGUUUCUCCUGGGACUGCUCCUUCCCUUCCUGCUUCCAUUGAUGUUGUUCACCCUUCCUCUGGCUUUACAGUGAAGCGUCUUCACAGGAUGGAGAUAGAGCACCUGCAGAGGCUGCGUGAGGCCAACCAGGACCUUCUGCAAAGGCUCAGAAUGAAGCAGGAAGAGAUCAGAAAAAGGCUUCCCAGCAAGGCAUCUCUUGAUAACAGAACAGCUCCUGAAAGCUCUGUCCCCUUGCCCACAAGAAGGGUACGUGUUGUGUCUACAAAUCCAGCUGAUGCUGUGGAGCCUACAGCUGACCCUGAAGUGUUGGUGUGUGUGGAACCUGGAGCUUAUGCAGCCAGAGCAGCCCUCUGUUCAUCUCUUAAACACAGCAGCAGUGACAGGGGGGUACAGCAACAACAAGAGAAGAUGCAGGAAGCAGUAGGUUUGGAUUCUGGCUUUCCUGGGAAAGAGAAGAAUGUUGUGCCAGUGACUGCAGUCAUUACCUGUGGCAGAGAAACCUCUGAAGUGGAGAGGGGUGGCCAUGCUCAAGGAAGUCCACAGAAAGAAUCCUUCCCUCUGGGACAUGGAGAGAACAGAAUCCAGUCCACUCUGCUAGAUGGCUUCCAUGAGAAGCAGCAGCUUGAGGAUGUUCUGGCCUCAUCACUGAGCAGCAGCCAAGGUGAAGAGACCAGCAAGCAGCAUGUGGUUGUUAGAGAGCCUGUCGUUCGUGAAUCAGUCUUGCUGACGUCUCAGUCCCAAGAGCCAAAGAAGGGAGCUGGUUGCAUCACUUUUGAGUCUGACCCUGAAGAAUAUACCAUACCUGUGAGCACCUGGUCCAUACGUCCUUUCCUGGGCUACGACUGGAUUGCAGGACUCCUAGAUACGAGCCCUUCAGUAGCAGAAAAAUCUGACCAGUACUUUGCUGAGCUGCACGAGUUCCGACAGGUCAACAGAGAAGAAUGUAUUCAUGAGCAGCGCCCAGAGCCCAGCGCUGUGGACUACAGAGAUCCUGAACAAGAACCAGAUGUGAUAACCGGUUCCCAUAAGUGUGUUUACUGUUACCGGUUAAACCAGCGCCUCUUCCCUGUCCCUGUGGAUUCAGAGUCUGCCUGCCCCGUGUGUAAGAUCCCACGUACUCACCGGCCCCCAGAGAAAUUGGGAGAGCCAGCCUAUGUCAGGGUCAGCAUUCCCAGGUCUACCCUUAUGCCUGCCUACAAGCACAAAGCCCAUCGCAGGAAGAGCUUUGAACCAGAAGAUAGUCUAGCGUUACCUUCGCACUGCCUGGCUGGCUGGAAAAAUACCAUCUCUUGCAGCAACCCCAUGCUCAGCAGUUUGGAUCUGCGAGCUUCCCUGGAAGAGAAGCCUCCUCACCAUCCUCGCCGGAACUUGGUGUCCAGAGUGUCAGGAGGAACCAGAACUGACCAGCUUCUGAACCUGACCCCCUUGGCACACUUCAGAUUGAGCAGUGCUUCUCAGCAGAGGGGGAGCAAACCAAAUCUGGCCACUAGAGAGCAGCUCCAGAUUUAAACCUGACUGCCUCAACUCUGUGAACCCCUGACUUGAUUGUCCUGGAAACCUCUAUUUGGAUAA